Messenger RNA from Monodelphis domestica (gray short-tailed opossum), 8110 nucleotides. NCBI's taxonomy places the organism in Eukaryota, Metazoa, Chordata, Mammalia, Didelphimorphia, Didelphidae. The record is from RefSeq and is a predicted model, not a curated record.
ACAAGGACUUUAAUCUCUUUGCAUGUGUUUCCUGAUGUAGAUAGAAUUGAUUGGACUAGAUGGACUCUGAGGUCUCUUUUAGCUCCAAAUUUAUGCUCCUAUUUACUUUUUUAGCAGCUGACAUUUCUAAAUGAGUCUUCUUUUAGCAGUCCUGUAACCCACUCCACAUUGACACUAUACCCUUGGAAGGACUUCAGUUUGACUGAGAAACCAAACUUGUACCCUUGUACUCCAAUGCUGAUCAUGCCAUCUUUCCAAAAAGAUAUAAAGGCCCUGAUGGUUUACAAUUGCUCAACAUCCCAUGAUGCUUUUCAUGAGAGGCAGGCUAUUAACCCUAAUGUCCUGGCAGGAUUCCAGGAGACCUGGGGAGCCUCCUUUGAUAAAUGGCUGGAUUCCUUUUUUUGGAGUGGCCUUUCAAAUGAAAACAGACCCCUUCAAAAAGCUCAAAGAGUAUCAGAAAAAAUAUGGAGACUUUUUUACCUUAUACAUUAAUGGAAAAUACUUUACUUUUGUAUUGGAUCCAUUUCAAUAUCCACUGGUGUUAAAAAACCACAAGCAAUUUGAUUUUUUCAAGUUUUCAAAUGAAAUAAUACACAAAGUUUUCACAGUCUCAUAUCGAGCACAAGUGAUGGAAAAAAUGAAAGAAAAUUAUAAAUAUCUACAAAGUAAACUCUUAGAGAAGACUGUUUAUAAUCUAAUGCAGAAUCUGCAGCAUGUCAUAAAAAAGCAACUUUUGCAAACCAAAAAUUGGGAAAUGAGUCAAUUGUUCAAGUUUUGUAAAUCAAUAAUGUUUGAAGCUACAUAUGUAACACUCUAUGGAAAGGAUCCUAGUCCAAAUUCAGAUGAAGUUAUCCCUGAGUUAUUGGAACACUUUGACAAGUUUGAUAAUGAAUUCUUGAAUUUUUUGUUUCCUAUACCAACCUUAUCACUAAGAGCUGCUAAGAUUAGUCGGGAAAAGUUGAUACAAAAUUUUUCAUCAGAGCACAUGUACAAAAUGCUGGAAACAUCAGAAAUUAUCAGAAGUAGAAGAAACUGUCUUGAAAAAUUUACAGAGCUUCCCGAUCAUGAAAAAGGAGCACAUCAUCUUGUCUUUCUGUGGGCCUCUGUGGCAAACACAAUUCCAACUACAUUCUGGACAGUGUAUUAUCUUCUGCAGCACCCAGAAGCUGUUGCAGUGUUGCGUGAGGAAAUCAACCAUUUGCUGCAGUCAACAGGUCAAAAGAAAGAACCUGAUUUUAAUGUCCAGUUCACCAGAGAACAAUUGGACAGCUUGGUCUACCUAGAUAGUAUCAUUUUUGAGGCCUUACGAAUGAUUUCAGCUUCUGCCAAUUUACGUGUCAAUGAAGAGGAUUUCACCCUAAGUACAGAUAAAGGAGAAAUCAAUCUGAGAAAAGGAGAUAGCAUAAUCAUUUACCCACCAAUGCUGCACUUUGACCCAGAAGUCUUUGAACAGCCUGAGGAGUUUAAGUUUGAUCGUUUUGUAAAAGAUGGCAAGAAGAAAACAACUUUUUUCAAAAGGGGACAAGAGCUGCCAUAUUGCCUAAUGUCGUUUGGAUCUGGAAUCACCAAAUGUCCUGGCCGAUUCUUUGCAGUGUUUGAGAUAAAGCAGUUACUUAUUCUCUUGUUUAUGUUUUUUGAUAUGGAAUUAAUUGAAAAGGAACCUCUACAAUUCAGGAAAUCUCGAAUGUUUUUUGGUAUCCAAUGUCCUCAGUCAGAUGUUUCCUUUAGGUACAAGCUAAGAUGUUAAAAAAAAAAAAAGAGGAGGAGGAGAGAAAAGAUGUUUGCUCGAAAUAACACUAUCUUCCCCUUCUACCCCCAACCCCCACACUUUUUUGGUUCUAUUCUGGAAAUGGAAUUGGGUUGUUCUUGUUUUUUUUUUUAACAUAUUUGCAUAUUAAGGGGUGCUUUCAUUCCAUGAUGCCGAGACAUCUGGUCAGUCAAUUAAAAAAAUAUAAUCUGGUUUUUGAGUUGGCAUGAUGAUGUCAAAAACAUCCUAAUAAGUGUCUACUUCCUCAAUUGAGUAGGCUGAGUAUGUUGUUUAUCAUAUUAACCAUAUAUACAUCUUUAAGACUACAUCUUACCUGUAUUACUUUAUUGAAGUUAUUGAAUUAUUGAAAAAUUACUUUGUUGAAGAAUUCAUGGGUUCUGGACAGCUUUGAUUCCUAAUGACCAAUGGGUGCCAGUCAGAGUAUAUUAUGGAGCUAUGAAUCUUCACAAACACAGAUCAGAGCAAGCACAUUCGAAAUGAAAGUUCUGUUACUCAAUGUAAAAAGUUCUAUAUGAAUAUUGCAUGAAAAUUUUGUUGGCAGUAAAUAUUACCAACAAGUUAAAAAAACUCAAAGAAGAAAAUACUUAAUGUUUGUGACAUUUGAUGAAAAUGGCCUUGUCACAUAUAAUAGCAAUAAUAUUUUCUUUACCUGUGUAAGUUUUCAUUCAGCGAGUUCUGCAGAAGAUUGAGUGUUUCAAUUUCAUUUCAAUAUUUCAUCAUUUGAAAAUGUACAUUUUCCUUUUUAUUGUGUUGUCUUUCUUCCUGACCCUUUUUGGAAUUUUCUUGGCAAAGAUACUGAAGUGGUUUGCUAUUUCCAUCUUCAGCUCAUUUUAUAGAUGAGGAAAUUGAGGCAAAUGGAGUGAAGUGACCUGCCCAAGGUCACAUAUCUGGUUAGUGUCAGGGGCCAAAUUUGAACUCAGAUCUUCCUAACUCCAGACCUGGUGUUUUAUCUGAUACACCAUCUAGCUGCCCAUUGCUUUUUAUACUACAAAUGAAAAGAACAAACUUUAUUUUUAAAUAUAAUCACCUUGUUUAAGUGAGAGCCCAGUCUUCUUUGGUUGCAUAGGACAAUACAGGGACAGUGAUCUCCUCUGUGAAAAGCUUUAUUAUUGGAGAGAAUGUCGACAUCCCUUCUCCACCGAAUGUAGGCAUCAUUGCUAUAGGACAUAAAAUUGUCCUUACAUAUAACUACCUGUUAUCACUGGAAUACACUGGGUUUAGAAAUGAGGCACCUAUUUUAGACUUUAAAUUCUUCAGGACCUAAAGUUUAGUUUAACUGUGGAAUUAUUUGAUUCUGUUUGAGUUGUCAUGACAAAACAGUGCCAAACCUGAACAUGUCCCUCAUUUCAAAUUCCUCACUGCACCUAUGGCUUCCCAAAGCAAAUGGUCUAAAUUGAAUGCAUAAUAGUACUCUUUCUAUAUAUAAACAGGCAAAACAAAGACAAUUGUGGUGAAAAUACACACAUCCAAUACUUGGGCAGUUAGGGAGCAUUUUGCUCAUCGUCAUACUAGGAGGCAAAAUAACACAAGGGUUGGAUUAUUAUUGUAGCAACUUUUCAAAUGAGAAUGUUAAAUUCUUUGGAGCUAAAUCUCCAACCCCUAAAUGUCAGAGCCAGGAAGUAUUAGAGAGACGAGACUUAAACCUGAAAAUGGGGCGUCUUCCUCCAAAUUCAUACUAAAUGCUGUAAAAUUGUGCACGUCAGAGCCUCAUUGAUUCAAGUUAAUGGAAGCAGUGUGUGAAUUAAUUAUUGAGUGCUGGGCUUGGAGUCAAGAAUAUUUGAAUUCCAAUUCUACCUCAGAUACUUAUUAGUUGGGUCAUCCUGGGCAAGUCACUUCAACAACUUCAUGGACAAAAUCAAUGCAACAAUGGUUUAAAAAUGGGGGGGGGGAAUAAUUGGCUGAGAAAAAAAAAUGCUUACAUCUCAUAAUAUUUAUAUAAUGACCACAACUAAAUAAGGUCAAGAGCCAUUCUCCAGCAAAUCAGUGCUUAAAGAAUAUGAACAGUUCUAAAAAGAAUUCCAAACGGUUGGCCUUAUAAAAGAUCACUCCAAAACACUAUUAAUAAAAGAAAUGUAAAUCAAAAUACUUCUAAAGUUUCACCUCUCACCCUGAAAAUUGACAAAGAUGGAAAAAGAUGGAAAUAGGCAAUAUCGUAGGGGCUAUAGAAAGCUAGGCAAACUAACAUAUUAUUGAAGAAGCUGCAAAUUAGUCCAACCACUUGGAAAAGAAAUUUGGGAUUAUAUUAAGAAAAUAACUAAGAGGUCCAUACCCUUUGACCCAAAGGUCCUAAGACUACACAUAUAUUUACUGGUGUCAAAGACAUAAAUAUAAAUGUAACAUUUAUAUUAUAUAUCAAAUAUAAUAGAAUAUGGAUAGCAGUACUUUUUGAAGUAUUAAAAGACAUUGAAACAGACACCCAAACUUAGAUGUACACAAAUUGGGGAAAGAUUAAACAAAUUGUGUAAGAAUGUAAUGAUUUAUUAUUGUAUCAUAAGAGACUGUGACUAUGAAGAAUUCAGAGAAGAUGGGAAAAAUGAAGAACUAUGACAAUAAUAUAUUCAAUAACUAUAAUAUAAAUGAGGAAGAAACUGAAUGCUUUCUAAUUAUAAUGACUAAGCUUGAGCCUGAAGAAGAGAUGAGAAAUUAUUUUCCCCUCCCUUCUUUACUGAAGUAAAGGGCUGGAAGUGGAAAACUACAUAUGAUGUCAGACUCUGUUGAUUUGUGGUUGUUUUUUUCCCAUUUUGAUGAACUGCUUUUUUCUCUCUUUUUAUUCUUUUUUGCAAAGGAUAGCUAUCUGGGUUGGGGAGAUACAGAGGUAUAUUCGCAAGAUAUCAGCAACAAUUUGAAAAUACAUAUUAUAGUUCUGUAUGAGUAAGGAAUUAAUAAUAUGGUAUUAUUAUAGACCAUGUAAUAUCCUUGUCUUUCUGUUUAAGGUAGAUGGAUAAGACUUUUAACCAGCACUAUUUUGUUAAUCUUUGGAUACUUAUAUUACUAAAUGAACUUGUAAAUAAUAAGAUUUGCUUUUACAUUCUGUUGUAAUUCUAAUUGUGGCCCUCUCCAUCUUUUAUUCACUCACUCACUCUUCCCAUUCCUGUUAUUCCCCUUAAUAAUAAUAAUCUUGGGUGUAAGAAUUCUUUCCUAUGCUCCUAAACUGGAUGUGCUCUUUCUUUAUUCCCAUUUGUACUUAGUCUUGAUCUGGUUGUAAAAUGUUGAGGGUGGAGAGGGCCUGCUAUAGGAUCAAGUCCAAGCUUGCUAUUUUAUAGAUGAUGAAAAUGAGCCUCAGACAUAAUUGUCCAAAGUCAUCCAAGUAAUAAAUGGCAGGGUUAGAACAUGAACCUAGGUCUCUUUAUUAUAGAUGGGUUUCACUGUGCCAUGUUGUUUUCCCUUUUUCUCAGUCCUUCAAUCCCUUAUUUCCUGCAGUUUCUGCUCCAUACUCUCAAACCCCAACCUCAAUCCUCACUAACUCCUACCAACUGACUCUUCUACUCCUGCUCUUGAGUGGCUGAAUUCUCCUUCCUCCCAGUUGAAGCUAAUCAAAAGUGAAAUGGGCUGUUUCAAGAAGUAGUGGGUUCUCCCUUAUAGGGGAUAUUCCAGCAAAGAUGGGGAUGACCAUUUGCCAGAUAUAUUGUAAAGAGGAUUCUUUUUCAAGCCUAGGUUGGACUAGAUGGUCACCAAAGUGCCUUGCAGCCCUAUAAUUCUGUGAUUCUGCUGUCUUUUUGAACUUGGUAUAAAGUGCAAGGAGUGACCACUCUGAUGAAAUUAGGAAUCCUUAAAGAAUGGAAAGAAAUAUGUAUCCCUUACACAGAGUGAGUGGGCUCUCACAUUACUACCUGGGAUGGAACAAAAUUAAGAAUUAGCAUUUUGUCUCUUCUUAAUUAAGAAACAGUUUGCAAAGUAAGAUUAUGACUGUUAUAACUGUCUUCAGUUUUUAAACUAUGAUAAUGGAUUCCAUAAAGAUGCUCUCGAUUUUACUAUCUAAAGCAAUGCAUUAUACUAUUUUAUAAUGAUUAUCCUAAUCAUACUCACUGAUGUUUGAACUUAAAUUCUGGUCGUUAAGUGAUUCUUUUUCAUUGCUUCCUGUGAGCAAAGUUAUGGGAAAUGAAAAAUGUGCCACACUGCUUUAAACUGGAGGUAAAUUUGGCAACAAAGAUAUUUAGGUACAUGGGAGGGUGGGGGAAUGUCACCGGCCUGUAAAAAUAAUUGCUUACCAGAAUUACUUUUGUAAUACUAUCUCCUGGUUUUAAAAAUAGCAUUGUGUAUAUAAAUUUAUGACAAAGAAAAGGAGUACGGGGUGGGGGGAAAUGUAACAUCGGAAAUUCCCAUACCUUAGGAAAAGAAUGUCUAGUGUUUCUUAUUUACAAGAGGUAGUGAACUUAAUUAUUUGGAAAAUAGUGUCUGCUGCUUCAAUGCCACUCUCCCCAAAGUGACUUUCCCAUCAUUUAGUUUGAUUCUUAGAAGUAGUCACAUGGAUGUUUUUCUUAUGAUUUGUCCACCUUCUUCUUCCCCUUCCCCCUCCAAAAAAAAUCUUACUCUGUUUUGCUAUUCAUAAAAUUUUCGACAGGGGGAAAGAAAUAUAAAGUCAUUAGCUAAUAAGCAAUACCUAAUAUAUAUGUAAAUACUAUGACUUUGCUAGGCUUUAGUCAUUGACAGCCUGCUCUUCUGAGGAAAGGGUAGAAGAAGGAAAUAGAAUAGACGUGAUAUUUCAUUAGUUUGGUUUUUGACAUAUUAUAAAUGAUUGCCUUUUGUCCUUAUGCCAGUUAUUUUUCCUUAGCUUUUCCUUUCCAAAAAAAUAACACAUUUUAAAAACAAAACAAAAACAACAUUUAAUCAAAACCAGCUAGAAUAAUAGUCAUUGUUGACUGUUAGAAUUCUAUUUUACUAUAAAUAUAACCAAGGUUAAACAAUGUUUAGAAAUUACUCAAUAGCCAAAGAGGUGCAAACAGUUAAAUUGAUAUCAUUUAGAAUGCUACAAAAUAUAAAUUUCUAAUAGAUUAUUAAUAUAAGCAAAUGGAAUGGCCUUCCAGUUGUCCCCAUGACAGACAACUUGGGGUGUGACACUAGGACACUUGGCUUUCUUCAGAAACCAGUUGAGGUGCCUGAUAGCCACAGGCUCCUGCCUUUAUCUUCAGAGACACUGAAGAGAUUUACUAUUCCCUGUCCAUGAUAAAAAGUGACUUGGAUCAUCUGUCAGUCUCAUUUUCUUUGUUUAGAAUACCUUUGGAUCCUGAAAAUCAGAUUAAAUUGCAUAAACAACUGGGUGACUCGGGAAAUAUAUGUGUAUUGAUGAUUUUAAACUUUGCCCCACACCAACCCCAAUUCUACUGUUUAAAAUCACAAGAUUAUUGGUAGGAGAUCUCACACUCUCAACUGAUCUUCGAAGGAAACUUUGCAACUCUCAAAGACGCUUUUCCUAGUUUAAAAAAAACACACAUGAAUUGCUCUUUAAUUGUGAUUUCUCUUUAAGUAUUUGAUAUUGGUAAUUACAUACAUUAUUUUCAAUACAACUUGGAGUUUUAAGUAUAUUACUUUUAAAGUUGAUACUGAUGGUAUAUUUCAUGCAACAGAAAAAGUCAAAGUUCCAAAGAAAACGUUUGGAUCAGCUUAUCUUUUUUGUUUUCCCUAAAAUUCUGACAAUGUAUUCUGAGGAAAUGGAGCCCUAAAAAAUGUUUGCUAUGGGUAUUUAUGACAAUGUCAUGUUUAAGUCAUCCAAAUAGGCAUAAAUAUGAAACAAAUGACAUUAAUAAAAGGAAAUUUUCAAUAAGACACUAAGAAACAUUCACCCACUAUAUCACUCUUACUCUCUGAGUACCGGCUACUUGUCAUUAACUGCCUGUACUAUCAUUAUUUGACAGAUUGGAAUGUUAACAAGGAAUGCCUUCUCUUCGCUUUGUAAUACUUCACAAUGGUCUAUGGAAAGAAAAAUAAUAUUUGAAAGCACUUUGCAUAUUUCUAUUUUGGCUGCUAUUUUUAGAGGACAAAAAGUGUGUAUCCAGUGUUUUGCAAAUGUCUAAUUCAGUAAACUUUUACAAAAAGGAAGUCCUUGUGAGCUAAAUAAUCAUUUUUUAAAAGAAGCUUUAGCUGACUUAUGACAGCUACAUUUUAAAAAUGUACAUAUGAAAAAUAGAUCAAGAAACACAUGUGUGUCCAUGCAUGUGGAGUGUUUAUACAACUGGCAUACUUUUACAUUAUAACCCAAGCUUUAACAAUUUUGAUUAGUACUCACUCUCACAGAAUUAUCCCUUAUUAAUAUGCUUAAUGAAGAAAUGGUUUGCAAACCCAAAAGGUAAAGGGGGAAAGAGUGUGUGUGUGUGUGUGUGUGUGUGUGUGUGUGUGUGUGUGUGU